UCAUUUAUCUUCCUAUUUUUACAGCAAUGGGCGGUGAGGGCGGCUAUAACUUCAGUCUGGUUGGCGUGGGGAGCAGUGUGGGCGGCCGAGAGGUGGUGAACGGACUGCGGGCGUGGGUGCAGUACGCCGUGGUGGUGCGGGCGUAUAACAGUCACGGUGCGGGGCCUCUUUCGCAGCCCGUUGUGGUGCGCACAUUGGAGGAUGUGCCUUCAGCUCCUCCCGUGGGCGUGGAGUGCAGCGGGGGGCGCUGGUGGGUCUUCUCUGGUAGUGAGGUGGGCGCCGCCGUCCCCCGCCCACCACAACGGCCUCCUGCAGGGCUACCGACUCACCCUCACCCGACUCGAUGACUCUACUG
Scylla paramamosain (green mud crab) is the source of this 355-nucleotide messenger RNA. RefSeq names its product cell adhesion molecule Dscam2-like. The transcript has 2 exons. NCBI's taxonomy places the organism in Eukaryota, Metazoa, Arthropoda, Malacostraca, Decapoda, Portunidae. Bases 27 to 347 code for a protein of 106 amino acids. The record is from RefSeq and is a predicted model, not a curated record. Gene Ontology annotation, molecular function: protein binding.